AGUCCUCUAUCUAUCUCUAUGGACACACCUGAGCAUUUUGUUUAAGUUAAAUUGUUGGCCUUUCUUGCGAAUGAAAACACCCAACAUUGCUGAGUGAUUUAAUCGCGUGAGGUACUCUCUUUACUUGGAUUUUAAACAAAGAACACAGAAAUAAGAUUAUAGCCUAUCUUGUUUGUUUUUCAGCAAAAUAUAUACGUAUUGUUAUAACCCGUGUUGUUUGUCGACUAUUGAACUAAUUUCAUGUCGCACGUUCUGUGUUGGGGAAAUUCAUGGAAUAUCGGUUUGUUUGAAAUUAAAUAAGACAUUUUGGAGACGGAAUGGGGGUUGAACCUUUGUCCAAAUAGUGUUUAUAGGAGUAAUUCACACGGAAACCGAGAGGAAACAUUAAACAACACUUGAGUGAAUUUACCUUCGUUUUGUCGUAGGCUAUUGUUCGGUAGGCUACGUCUUUCAAGUAACCGCAAUAAUGACGGCUCUGUGUAUUGGGUCAAUAAUAGGAUCCGCGCUGUUGCUCUUGUCAAUAGUCUGCCAAGACAACGCACAGGUUACAAAUGGAGAAGGCUGCGCCGGGAAUUUCAAUGUGGGCAAUGUAAACUUUGUGCUAGACACUGAAGACUCUGUCAAAGUAGGAGCCAGUUUCAUCUCGUCCCCAACUGUAACCCAAACUGAAGACUGUGUUGACUAUUGUUGCCAAGACCCCAAUUGCAACUUGGCUCUGAUUGAGAAUGGUGCAGAGAAAGGCUCGGUUAAAACAUGUUUUCUGUUUAACUGCCUGUACAAGAGAGAGUAUGUCUGCAGGUUUGUGAACAAAGUGGGAUUCACAAAUUACAUUUUGGACUCCGUCUAUGAAGAUUACCUGGGAGGACCCGAAAGCACCCGUGGUAAGAUCAAGACUCGACUCACUCCAGUUCCAGGUGAUGAGGAUAAGUUCCCCACUGCCAAAGCGGGCCGGGACAUCGUGGUCCAACCCAACGACACGGUGACAUUGAAUGGCAUUGAGAGCUGGGAUGACAAAGUGAUCACUAGCUACAAGUGGAGCCUUGUGAAGGGGGACAGCACGGUGGAAAUUACGAAAACGGACCUGAAGGAUCAGGUGAUGCUGAGCAACCUGAAACCUGGGAUGUACGUCUUCCAGCUAAAGGUCACCGACUCCAGCAACCAAUCAGCCAUGGAUAAGGUCUCUGUCCUCGUCCUCACUCCAGAACAGUCUGAGGGUCACUGUCUGGUCCCCCAAAAGGUGGGUCACUGUCGAGGAGCCUUCCCUAGGUGGCACUACAAUGGUGCGUCAGAGAAGUGUGAGGAGUUCAUCUUCGGGGGCUGCAAGGGGAACCGCAACAACUACCUCUCCCUGCAGGAGUGCUCCGACGCCUGCCACGGCGUGUCAGUUGCGUCAGGAAGAAGUAUUGUCGUGCCUGAAGGGGAGGUUUGUGGCUCCCCCUGUAACUCCGGUCAGUUUACUUGUGACAACGGCUGCUGUCUGGAUGAAGACCUGGAGUGCGACACGGUGACUCAGUGCAGCGACGGCUCUGACGAGGCUUCCUGCGACAAACUGAACCAGACCUUCACUCGUCUGCUGAACAUUCAUGUGGACAAAAGCAGGGCCCGCUGCACCGAGCCCCCCAGGACGGGGCCAUGCCGCGCCAGCCACUCCCACUGGUACUAUGACCCGCUCAACAGGAAGUGCAAUCGCUUCACAUACGGUGGCUGUGACGGCAACGACAACAACUUUGACGUGGAGGAGAGCUGCAAAGAGACCUGCAAGGGCGUGACUGAACAUGAUGUGUUUGCAAGGGGAAUGUUUGAACGCUACGAGGAAGAGGAAAGUGAGUCCGGCUCCAUCGCUAUAGCUAUAGUGUUAUCGGUAGCCAUCAUGGCGGUGCUGGCUGCCCUGGGUUACUGCUUCCUGAAGCACAGGAAGGACCGUUCUCAGCACCAGCCCGUGGCCACCAACGUCCCCCAUGUGGCUUUCGAAGAACGAGACACCCUGGUCUACAACACCAUCACCAAGCCUGUCUGAAACAAUUAGCACCUGCCUGGCUUUCAGGACCUUGGUUUAUUGUGUUCUUGUGUUCUUCCUGGUCUACAACACCAUCACCAAGCCUGUCUGAAACAAUUAGCACCUGCCUGGCUUUCAGGACCUUGGUUUAUUGUGUUCUUCCUGGUCUACAACACCAUCACCAAGCCUUUCUGAAACAAUUAGCACCUGCCUGGCUUUCAGGACCUUGGUUUAUUGUGUUCUUGCGUAUACACUGAUCUAACCAGAGCAGGACCAGACCAAUAAAUACACACACUGACCUAACCAGAGCAAGACCAGACCAAUAUAUACACACAUCUCCCACACAGGUCUACAAACUCCAGAUGCAGUCAGUAAGUGAGGAAUUUAAGCAACAUUUCAUUUGAAUAGAGCUUUGGCUCUUGCUUGGGCUCCUCCUUGGACAACCGGUUUUUGCUUUCACAGAAUUUUGCAUUAAGGAGUUGAUGAUAUAUUAGCAUGCUCUGUCACAACCAUUCUGCGGAGCUUGAGUGAACGAAAAGUAUGAGACAUGGGCACAAAUCCAAAUACUAUAACUGUGUGGGCUUUUAUAAGUGUGUUUUGUAUGGAACACAUUCUCAGGGGGGGGAAAAUUCUGUACUAGGUUUUUCUUACAGAUUUUCUUAAGAUUAUUUUUUUUCUGAAACUUUUAUUUAUAAAAUGUGAUUGGUGCUGGGGUUGAUGUUUGAUUAGCUGUUUGUUUUGUCAUAAAUUCAUAAGGAAUACCAGAUUUAAAUGUAGGUACCAAUAAGUGAUCUAUGUACAUUUUUACUUACUGAAAUGAUUCUGUUACUAAUAUUAUGUACCAGGGUGUCUGUAUACUCAAUUGUUAUCAUACUGUAAUCGUUUCUUACUUUAAGUAACAACCAUGACCUAGAUCGUAAGGUAGGUGUCUGUUUUUUUUUAAUGUUCUAUGUUUUUAUUUUUCAUGUUUCCUUUUUAACUGUAAUAAAAUCGUAAUUCCAUAA
Messenger RNA from Oncorhynchus nerka (sockeye salmon), 3000 nucleotides. It is a transcript of the gene spint1b, whose product is annotated as serine peptidase inhibitor, Kunitz type 1 b. The record is from RefSeq and is a predicted model, not a curated record. Gene Ontology annotation, molecular function: serine-type endopeptidase inhibitor activity; protein binding. Gene Ontology annotation, biological process: epidermis development; epithelium development; extracellular matrix organization. The coding region runs from base 467 to 2017 and encodes 516 amino acids. Lineage: Eukaryota; Metazoa; Chordata; Actinopteri; Salmoniformes; Salmonidae. Gene Ontology annotation, cellular component: plasma membrane. The transcript is spliced from 10 exons.